AUGACUGCCUGUGCCAGGACAUUUACUCGCCAAUGUCGAGGAUAUGCGACCAGCGUGAAUGUGAAGCCACGGCAGCUGAAUCUGCCAAUCGACUUCAAAACAACACCCCUGCUUCAUCAUACUUCGCAGACGUUUCAAAAUACAGGUCUUCCCCAUGAAGGGCCAUCAAAACGGAUGAACCUGUUCCAAGCUGUCAAUGACGCUCUAGCGACCGCUCUGAGAACAUCGAACAAGGUACUCUGCUUCGGUGAAGAUGUUGCGUUCGGAGGCGUCUUUCGCUGCACAACCGGGCUACAGGCUGAGUUUGGUGCGGACAGAGUCUUCAACACCCCCUUAACGGAACAGGGCAUUGUGGGUGCAGCCAUUGGGAUGGCUGCUGAAGGUCGCAAGCCAGUCGUCGAAAUUCAGUUUGCGGAUUAUGUGUUUCCGGCCUUUGAUCAGAUUGUGAACGAGGCAAGCAAGUUUCGCUACCGGGAGGGCUUGACAGGGAGCAACCUUGCGGGCAUGGUGGUUCGAAUGCCUUGUGGAGGAGUUGGCCAUGGCGCAUUAUACCACAGCCAGUCGCCCGAGAGUCUUUUCUGCCAUGUCCCUGGGAUGCGAGUGGUCAUCCCCCGUUCGCCCUCUCAGGCAAAGGGACUUCUCCUGGCCUCGAUUCUGGAGUCAGAGGACCCAGUCAUAUUCAUGGAGCCUAAGAUUCUCUACCGCGCCGCUGUGGAAGAGGUCCCUGAAGCAACAUACACACUACCAUUGAGCAAGGCAGAGGUUCUCAAGGAAGGGUCCGAUCUGACUAUAAUCUCCUACGGUCGGCCUCUCUAUACCUGUCAGGCCGCCAUUGAAGCUGUGGAACGAGAGAUCAAGGGCUUAAAUAUUGAACUCAUCGAUCUAAGAACGGUAUAUCCAUGGGACCGGCAGACGGUGAUUGAUAGUGUGAAAAAGACCGGCCGCGCCAUCAUUGUGCACGAAAGCAUGGUUAAUUUCGGAGUUGGCGCAGAGGUCGCUUCGACAAUUCAGGAUAAAGCCUUCUUCCACCUCGAGGCUCCAGUUAAGCGGGUUGCUGGCUGGUCUACUCACACCGGGCUCGCGUGGGAGAAGUAUAUCUUGCCCGAUGUAACACGGAUAUACGACGCCAUUCAUGAAACCAUGAAUGUCUAA
This is a messenger RNA of Aspergillus puulaauensis, 1152 nucleotides long. Its product is annotated as alpha-ketoacid dehydrogenase subunit beta. The transcript is spliced from 3 exons. The coding region runs from base 1 to 1152 and encodes 383 amino acids. Lineage: Eukaryota; Fungi; Ascomycota; Eurotiomycetes; Eurotiales; Aspergillaceae. The record is from RefSeq and is a predicted model, not a curated record. Gene Ontology annotation, biological process: branched-chain amino acid catabolic process; response to nutrient. Gene Ontology annotation, molecular function: catalytic activity.